UGUGAUCAGAAAUUAACAUCUCUGCUGCGUGGCCCCCCAAAAAGAGACGCUCUUGUCCCAAGCAAAGAUAAUAUUUGGUCUCAAGGAUUCGUUGAUUACACCAAAGAUUAACACAUUAUUCGUGAUUUCCUUUUAGUUUAUUUAUCGUCCUUAUCUGGAUAGUGCAAAACCUAUUAAAGUAUUCUGUAUAGAAGAGAAAUGGCGCCGCUAGAAAAAUACUCACGAAAUGAUGUGAAAAAUCAUAAUGAUUCUAAUAGCACGUGGCUGAUAAUAGAAAACAAAGUUUACGAUGUCACAACCUUUCUCAAUGAGCAUCCUGGGGGAGAGGAAACAAUUUUGGAAGAGGCUGGGAAAGAUGCCACGGAAGCCUUCAUAAGUGCAGGUCAUUCCUCAGAAGCUAGAGAAAUGUUAAGAAAAUAUGAAAUAGGAGAACUGAUUGAUUCAGAGAAAACUAAAAAAGGCACAAGAAUUCCAAACAUCUUUGGAACUGGAAGGAUAGUAUCACAGGUUAUAUUUGUUGCUUUGACCGUUGGAGUCUUCAUUGCUAUCAGAAUGUACCAUUCAUCACGUAAUUAAUGAAAUAUUUAUUGUUACCUCACAAUGAGCAGUAGUGUAAAAUACCUAAGAAAUUAUGAAAUAUUUCAUUCACAGCUGAUUUAUUGAAUUUUCUGCAUUUAUUCAGUAUUGGAUGGAGUUCUAUUUUAUGUAAAUAUAUUUAUACAUAAUACUCAAGAAUGUAAUAAAAAAAAACC
Molecule: messenger RNA, 752 nt
Organism: Coccinella septempunctata (seven-spotted ladybird)
Lineage: Eukaryota; Metazoa; Arthropoda; Insecta; Coleoptera; Coccinellidae
Product: cytochrome b5-like
Exons: 4
Coding region: 199-576 (125 amino acids)
Cellular component (GO): intracellular membrane-bounded organelle; membrane
Molecular function (GO): heme binding
Source: RefSeq, a predicted model, not a curated record